AUGACUUUACGCUCCAAGCUCAUCAUCUCAGAGAACAGGCUGAUGGAGGCUCUUGAGACAAACGAGGUUCUUGAAGAAAAGCUGCAGCAGGCUCAAGAAUACGCUGAGAAAGCUGCCAAGCAGGUGACAUCCCACGUGAUGGAACCUGGAGAUGUGGGCGACAACCUUGGAGAAGACCCGACUGUAACGGAAAAAGAAACUCCAAGACCAGACUCUGGCAGUAAGAGCGAUAAAAGAGAGGAUAUUUUCGGUACAGGAGCAACCGAGCAAGAGCGACACACAGCGGAGGCAGAAGGAGCGGCAUCUGGUCCCACUGGGGACAAGAAACAGGGUGUCAUCACUUUUGGUGGGGAAGGGUCAGAACCGGGAAAGUUUGAUUACCCGCGAGGGGUUGUGGUGUCGCCUGGCAACGAGAUAUUCGUGGCUGAUAAGAACAACAGGCGAGUCCAAGUCCACAGCACAGAGGGGGUUUACCUUCGCCACUUCCCAACAGUUGUGCCGGGUACAGGGGAUAAGGACAUGGAGCCGCAUGAUGUCUGUAUGGACGGUAACGACACGCUGUGGGUAGUGGGGCGGGGAGAGACAUCCGAUCAUGUUGUACAGUACAGCACGGACGGGACCGCCAUGGCAGGGUUUGGCCUGAAGAAGGGCCAUCAUUUCCGCUUUAUUGCAGUGGACAUGCGCACUAACCACAUCCUGGUAACUGAUGCAGACAAAGGUGAAGUUCAGGUGUUCCGUCCGGACGGCUCCCUGGUGCGGACAGUCCGGCAUCCACGGGGGGAGAUGAAAGGCCCGGGGUACGUCACAGUGGACGGGAAGGGGAACAUUCUUGUGUCGGAGUGGGGAACUCACAGUGUCUACGUGUAUGACGAGUCCGGGAAGUUCCUGUUCCACUUGGGUCACAUCCUCGUGGCGGACUAUGGGAACGAGAGGGUUCAGAUCUUCACACGUCACGGCGAGUUUGUCCGGACCGUCCGUACUGGACCUGAGCCGGAAGGCCUGGCUGUGGGACCGGAAGGGCAGCUGGUUGUGACUGGUUGGUUUAACCACACUGUGACUGUAUUUCCUAACUACUGA
This is a messenger RNA of Branchiostoma floridae (Florida lancelet), 1077 nucleotides long. RefSeq names its product tripartite motif-containing protein 3-like. Lineage: Eukaryota; Metazoa; Chordata; Leptocardii; Amphioxiformes; Branchiostomatidae. The record is from RefSeq and is a predicted model, not a curated record. The coding region runs from base 1 to 1077 and encodes 358 amino acids. Gene Ontology annotation, molecular function: protein binding. Gene Ontology annotation, cellular component: extracellular region. The transcript is spliced from 3 exons.